AUGCCCACCACCACUUUGCUUGGAGGUUCAGGGGCAACACGCUCCCACAAGAAUCCCGCUGCCGGUGGUGCCGUGCGCCACAUGAGAUGGACUCAAAAAAUAAAUGAUUGCAUGCCAAUGGAGUUAAAAUUUUAUUUUCCUGACUUGCCUAGUGGCCCAUUAGACGCUUAUAGGAAAAAAGCAACUUUUAAUUGGCGUCUUAUGAAGCUUGCUUACGAUAACUUGACGACGAUUAAAUUAAAACAUGACAUAUACAGUUUUAUGGAGAAGCAUCCACUUUUUCAAUACUCCGAUACCUCCCUGUCUCUUGAUGAAGAGAGGCAUAUAACUGUGAAGCGUAUGUAUGCUUUAUUCAAUGCGAAUUUCGUACCCUUCGAAAAGAUUGUAGAAGAACCAAGAAUACUACAAGCAGACACAGAAGCAAUGUUUAUGUACGACAGUUCCCUAGCUGUUAAACUGUCUUUAACAUUUCGUAUGUUUGCAAACACGAUACAAGGAAGUGGUAAACCUCAUCACUAUCAUUUUGUUGAAGAUGUGCAAAAUGGUAAAAUCGGUGGAAGUUUCGCUCUAACUGAAGUAUCUCAUGGUUCUAACGCUAAGGGCAUGAGAACAACUGCGACGUAUGUCCCAGAAAAGAAACAGUUCGUUAUACACUCUGCUGAUUUUGAAGCGGCUAAGUUCUGGGUCGGAAAUAUGGGAAAAUGCGCGACUCACGCCAUUGUAUACGCUAUGCUGAUAUCCAAAGGAAAAAAUCAUGGCUUGCACGCGUUUGUGGUACCUCUCAGAGAUACGAAGACCUUAAAACCGUUCCCUGGAGUCAUUGUGGGCGAUAUCGGAGAGAAGGUUGGCUUAAAUGGUAUUGAUAACGGAUUUGUUAUGUUCAACAAUUACCAUAUCCCAAAGGAGAAUGCCCUUGACAAGUUGGGCGGAGUGGAUGACAAUGGUGACUAUCAAACAGCGUACAGAGACCCCAAUAAGAGAUUUGGUGCCUCUUUGGGUAUUUUAUCAGGUGGCAGAGUAAAUAUUGCAGGAAUAUCGACCAAUUACCUCCAGAAAGCUAUAGUAAUAGCAGUCAGAUACUCAGCUGUGAGAAAACAGUUUGGUGCACAAAAUGCCGUUGAAGAAACUCCUGUUUUGGAGUAUCAACAGCAGCAAAUUCGCUUGCUGCCGUAUCUAGCGGCGACGUACGCCUUUCGGAUCUUCUGUUCGUGGUUCAGCGCUGUACACAUCAACAUGACUAUAGAUAAAUAUGCUGGUAAGGAAGGCGACGCGGCUCUAGGUAUGGAGUUGCACGCCUUAUCAUCAUCCGCCAAGCCAAUGUGUUCCUGGGUGGUGAGAGACGGCAUACAGAACUGUAGGGAGGCUUGCGGUGGACAUGGGUACUUGAAAGCUUCAGGUCUAGGCGACCUUCGUAACGACAACGACGCUAACUGUACAUAUGAGGGCGAGAACAGUUUACUGCUGCAGCAAGCCAGCAACUAUUUACUGACUGCCUGGGGAAGGAGACACAAGCUAUCUGAUGAUGAUACACCUCUGGGAUCCCUGAAGUUCCUCCUGAACGCUGAUGAGCUCCUGAAGACCACUUGCCCCUGGAAAAGUCAAGAACAACUUGUAGAUCCGUAUAAUCUAACUCAAAUGUACAAAUGGUUAACCGCAUACGUCCUGAAGAUGACAUAUGAAAAAGUUUCAAAACUGAAGCAAGAAGGCAAAGAUAAUUUGCAAGCGAAGAACGAAUCACAGUCGUAUAACGCCGUGACGUUGUCUAUUGUAUAUGGAGAGAAUUACAUUCUAAACCACUUCUAUAAUACGGCGAAGAAUUUCGAAGACGUAUCUUGUAGACGAGUUUUAUUGAAACUGGUCUCAUUGUUCGGAGCGUUCCUUCUAGAGAAGCAUAUGGCGACUUUGUACAUUGGUGGUUACUUCACCCUGGACCAAGGGUUUCACCUUCGUGAAGGUAUUCUCAGAUUAUGCUCAGAGAUAACACCAGAAGCUGUCGCUCUAGCGGACACGUUGGCCCCACCUGACUUCUGCAUGAAAUCCGUGCUUGGAUUGUCCGAUGGAGAGGUAUACAAACACAUUCAGAACAAAGUGAUGACGUACCCGGGCGCUUUGUCCCGCCCUCACUGGUGGAAAGACGUCGUCUACUGGCAGAGCUACGUCGACAGCAAACUUUAAAUAAUUUACCAAGUAAACUAUUGGGGUAUAGUUAUAUUAAUUCAAGUUACAAUCACUAAUUCUUGGCAUCUUGGAGUGAUGAGAUUUGAUAAUAUAUUUAACUAGCUGACCUGAAGAACUCCAUACCCCUAUAUUUUUUCGUCAAUAUAUCAUUAU
This is a messenger RNA of Melitaea cinxia (Glanville fritillary), 2331 nucleotides long. RefSeq names its product peroxisomal acyl-coenzyme A oxidase 3-like (gene Acox3). The record is from RefSeq and is a predicted model, not a curated record. The transcript is spliced from 14 exons. Gene Ontology annotation, molecular function: fatty acid binding; pristanoyl-CoA oxidase activity; FAD binding. NCBI's taxonomy places the organism in Eukaryota, Metazoa, Arthropoda, Insecta, Lepidoptera, Nymphalidae. Gene Ontology annotation, cellular component: peroxisome. Bases 1 to 2175 code for a protein of 724 amino acids. Gene Ontology annotation, biological process: lipid homeostasis; fatty acid beta-oxidation using acyl-CoA oxidase.